This is a messenger RNA of Closterium sp. NIES-67, 1360 nucleotides long. The record is from the annotation of a GenBank genome assembly. NCBI's taxonomy places the organism in Eukaryota, Viridiplantae, Streptophyta, Zygnematophyceae, Desmidiales, Closteriaceae.
CCAAGCCAAGCCACCACUCUGCCAUGACUUCUGAAUCUCAUUUGUAGCUUCUGGCUGAAACAGUCAAGAGCGUCGUAGAGAGCAAAGCGCGAUUUGGGCCUCCGUUUCUGAAUGCUUGGUGCUAGGGCUACGAGACUAGCUUAGAGAUUUUCAACAGCUUUAGUCCUGCGGUAACCAUAGAAUCAAGAUGCACACAAUGGCGUACGUUUACAGACUAUGCGCAUUCGGCAUACUGCUGCUGCUGGGACUUAUAGCUAGAGCUAAUGCCUCCGUGCACCCCUAUAAGGGAAAUCGGUUUUUCCACACCGCGGAUGCUUUCCUGUUCCGCGGCGGGCGGGAGGGUCUCUUCUCGUCCACGCCUGAAGCGGUGGCGCACUGGACGACCAUCGGGAAAGCCGUCGCGAACGGCAAGGCAUACGUCAGGUUCCAGCACCUGACGUUCCACCGGCCCAUCUGGGAGGCGCGUGACGCGCCGGUGGCGGGGCAGACGGGGCUGAUCGAGGCGCUGCUGUUCGAGGUGGGCGGACCGCGCGCGCAUUGGCCACACGUCGCCCACCGGCACGCGCUCCUUUCUGCUGCACGCCCGAGCUCGUGCGCAAGACAGGGUGCAACCCCGGCCAUCUCAUCGUGCGCCCCGCGCGACGACGACAGUAAGUGGCCGCGCGUGGUGGAGAUCAACUUCAUGGGCAACGACAGCGCGGUGGAGGCGGCGCCGUCGGAGAUCCACAUAACGCGCACGGGCAUGUACUACCUGUGGUUCGUCAUCUGCGACAAGAACCUCGCCGAGGUUUCGGUGACGGGCGGCACGGUGUGGAAGAACCCCUCGGGCUACCUGCCCGGCAUGAUGACGCCCUACCUCAACUUCUUCGGCGCCAUGUCCAUCGCGUACCUGCUGCUGGGCGUGCUGUGGCUGCUGCAGUACGUGCGGUUUUGGCGCGACGUGGUGUCGCUGCAGCACUGCAUCACGGCGGUGCUCUUCCUCGGCAUGGUGGAGAUGGCCGCCUGGUACUUCGACUUCGUCAACUUCAACGCCUCGGGGUACCGCCCCAUGGGCAUCACGGUGUGGGCGGUGUCGGUGGGCGCCGUGCGCAAGACGGUGUCGCGCAUCCUCAUCCUCGUCGUCGCCAUGGGCUUCGGCGUCGUGCGCCCCACGCUCGGAGGGCUCUCGGGGAAGGUGCUGGCGCUGGGCGGGGCGUACCUGGUGGCGGCGGAGGGGCUGGACGUGAUGCAGAACGUGGGCGCCAUCGACGACCUCAGCAGCGGCGAGCGCGUGAUCCUGGUGCUGCCCGUGGCCGUGCUGGACGCCGCCUUCAUCCUCUGGAUCUUCACCGCCCUCUCCAAGACGCUCAGCCAGCUGCAG